AUGCAGACCAAGCGAUUUUUGGGCCUAAAUGGCACCAAGCUCCAGAUCGCCAUCGGCUUUUUGGCCGGCAUGGAUUUCCUCCUGUUUGGUUAUGAUCAGGGUGUCACUGGUGGUUUGCUCACGCUCGACUCUUUCGUCAAAUAUUUCCCCGAGAUCAAUACCCUCGAAUCAUACACCGAGGGCUGGAGCUCGGCAGCGAAGAGUAAUCAGUCAACACGCCAAGGUAUCACAGUCGCAGCAUACAAUCUGGGAUGUUUCGCAGGUUCAAUCCCCACAAUUUGGAUCGGUAAUAUCUUGGGUCGCCGAAAGGCUAUCUUUGUCGGUUCAUUCAUUAUGUGCAUCGGUGCAAUCCUUCAGUGUACCUCGUACGGGCUUGCUCAGCUUGUUGUUGGUAGAUUGGUCACCGGCUUUGGUAAGCAUUACUGCCUUGCGCCAAAUAGCCAUUCGCUCACAAGAAACACAGGUAACGGGAUUAACACUUCGACGGUUCCUACGUGGCAGUCCGAGUGCUGCAAGUCCCACCGACGAGGUCAGAUGGUUAUGAUGGAGGGCGCCAUGAUCACCUGUGGUAUCACCAUCAGUUACUGGAUUGAUUUCGGUCUGAUGUUCGCCGACCCCAACGAAGUUGCGUGGAGGUUCCCACUGGCGUUCCAGAUCUUCUUCGCUGCGAUCAUCCUGGGCUUCGUCAUGUUCCUACCCGAAUCACCCCGUUGGCUCAUUCUGAAAGGUCGCGAGGAAGAGGCAAAGGAGGUAUUGGCAUGCUUGAUGGGUGACGAGACAGAUGAGUUGUUCAUCGAGACCGAAUUUACCGCCAUCAAAGCAACCGUGCUGGAGAUGGCAACGGGGUCAUUCCGAGACAUGUUCACUAUGACCGAGGACCGACACCUGCACCGUACUAUGCUUGCUUAUGUCAAUCAAAUGUUCCAGCAAAUUUCCGGUAUCAACUUAAUCACCUACUACAUUCCAACCCUCCUGGAGCAACAGGUUGGCUUGGACGCCACGACUUCCCGUCUUAUUGCUGCUUGCAAUGGUACCGAGUACUUCAUUGCGUCGUGGAUUGCUGUGUUUACCGUUGAGAAGUUUGGUCGCCGAACACUUAUGCUCUUUGGUGCUGUGGGUAUGUCGAUCUCUAUGGUAGUCCUUGCCAUAUCGGAUAACAUUUCCGCGAGCAACAAGGGAAAUUCUACUGGAGUCAAGGCUGGUAUUGCGCAAACUGUAUUCCUUUUUGUAUUCAAUACCUUCUUUGCCAUCGGAUGGCUUGGAAUGACUUGGUUGUAUCCCGCGGAGAUUGUUCCCUUGAAAAUUCGCGCUCCAGCCAAUGCCUUGUCCACUUCCUCUAAUUGGAUCUGGAACUUCAUGGUUGUCAUGAUUACCCCAGUCGCCUUUGAAAGCAUUGGUUAUAAGACCUAUGUUAUCUUCGCCGUGAUUAACGCUGCCAUUGUGCCAGUCGUCUAUUUCUUCUUCCCCGAAACUACCGCGCGCUCACUGGAAGAAAUGGACCGUAUCUUCCGCAAGACUACCAGUGUUUUCAAUGUCGUUUCGCUCGCCCGAUCGGAGCCGCACAUGUAUGGUUCAAACGGCGAACUCUUGCGUACCCUGGAUGAUGUCGAAGAUGAUGCUGUCCGUCGCGCCAGCCUGCUUAAUAAACAGAACAAGGGCCAGCGAUUGACUCACACUGAACACGCAGAAAAAGACAGCGACGGAAACACGAGUGAAGAAAGACAAUACUAG
Messenger RNA from Penicillium soppii, 1731 nucleotides. RefSeq lists its product as uncharacterized. The coding region runs from base 1 to 1731 and encodes 576 amino acids. The record is from RefSeq and is a predicted model, not a curated record. The transcript is spliced from 3 exons. Gene Ontology annotation, cellular component: membrane. Gene Ontology annotation, biological process: transmembrane transport; carbohydrate transport. Lineage: Eukaryota; Fungi; Ascomycota; Eurotiomycetes; Eurotiales; Aspergillaceae. Gene Ontology annotation, molecular function: carbohydrate:proton symporter activity.